Messenger RNA from Cryptomeria japonica (Japanese cedar), 1413 nucleotides. RefSeq names its product probable carboxylesterase 18. Gene Ontology annotation, molecular function: hydrolase activity. The record is from RefSeq and is a predicted model, not a curated record. The coding region runs from base 130 to 1155 and encodes 341 amino acids. The transcript has a single exon. Lineage: Eukaryota; Viridiplantae; Streptophyta; Pinopsida; Cupressales; Cupressaceae.
GAGACCCAAAAUGCGUGUUACUUUCAUCACACGAAACUGUUUACCAAGCCCACCAAUUCCAUUUAUUUUUUUUAUGUAACAUUCUUUUUUAUAUCCCCAAUUCCUCCUUCCUUACAAUUGUUUGCAGAGAUGGCAGAGAAUGCCUCCAGUUAUACGAGGGCCACCGUCAAUUCCGUCCCAUUAAAAAUCCGUGUGAUGUGUCAGAUCGUCAAAUUUGCCAGUUAUUUGACGCGCAGAAGCGACGGCACCGUCAAUCGCCGCCUCUCGAAAUGGCUUGAACGCAGGGCGCUGCCAAACGAAAAGCCGGCUCACGGCGUUUACACCAGAGACAUUGUCAUCGAUAACGUUACCGGCGUAUGGCUCCGGCUCUUUGUUCCCGUCGAAGCCACCGGCGAAAAGAUCCCGGUCGUCGUGUACUUCCACGGCGGCGGCUUCUGUGCCCUGUCAGCCGCCGACGUGGUGUACGAUGUUUUCUGCCGCAGACUGGCUCGGCGGAGUGGAGUUCUGGUGGCUUCCGUGGAUUACAGGCUGGCACCCGAGCACAAAUACCCUGCGGCUUACGAGGACUGCUUUGCCGCGCUGGCAUGGCUGAGAAGCAAUUCUGGGGUGAACCACUUGCCAGCUCAGGCUGACCUGUCGCGUUGCUUUCUCAUGGGGGAUAGCGCCGGGGGGAACAUUGUUCACCACGUCGGAUGCCGCGUGGCAGAGGGGAAGGAGGAUUUGCGGCCGGUGAGAGUUUUAGGGCACGUGUUGAUUCAGCCGUAUUUUGGUGGCGAGGAAAGAACGGCGGCGGAGGUGAAUUUGAAGGAGGCGCCGCUAAUUACAGUGGAGAAUAGUGACUGGUAUUGGAGGGCUUUUUUGCCCGAGGGGGCGAAUAAAGACCAUCCUGCCGCUAAUGUGGUGGGGUCCAAUUGUAGAGAUAUUUCGGGCUUGGCGGUUCCGCCAAGUUUGGUGGUGAUUGGAGGGCUGGAUAUUUUGCAGGAUUGGCAGAGCAGAUAUGCGGAGUAUUUGAGGAAAAUGGGGAAGGAUGUGGAGGUUUUGUGGUAUGAUAAUGCUGUGCAUGCUUUCCAUGCUUUUCCUGGCUUUGAUUUGGCGAAGAAAUUUUUGGACGAUGUAGAUGGCUUCAUCCACAGGACGUUAGCUAAAGUUAGCUGAACUCUUGGUUGGUACUUGAUUUUGGAGUUUUCUGCAUAUAUCUCGGUUAGCUAAAGUUAGCGGAACGGACUUCUUUCUUUCCUUAGUUUGUGUUUAUGGCACUGGUUUGGCUUUUUAUGAUAAGUUAUAUUGAAAUUACCAACAAAAAAAUAUGGGUGAUAUGGGAUUAUGUUCUAAAGUUAGAUUUCUAAAUGAAAUGUGAUUUAAAAGAAUAAGAGCAAUUAUAUAAAACAAAUAAGGGUUGAUGGUUUGGUUUGA